CACUCAGUUCUGACUGGGAUUUCCUUGACACAAGUCAGGGCAUUGUGUUGAAAGCUUCAUGAUGAACAUGCUCUUUGGAAAUUGUGUGGGCAGCUGUGACCAGCUGGCCGGUCCACCGCCGGACUUUAUACUAUCGAUGCCGCCGCCACCGCUGCCAUCCUUCCUGAUCUCCAAGCCGGCGACGGUGGACAUCCUGUUGCCGUCCAAUGAGUCGCAGCCGUGCUUCGCUGCCUUCAUGUGUGGCCACGGGAUGCAGCACAACGAGAGCGGGAAUGCGCUGAUGGAGCUGGUCAGGAGUGAUUCCAGGAGUCUGGAGAGCGUCUGGCUGUUUGUCUCGUCCUGCAUCGGGAUCUUCGUGUUCGGCUGCUUCCUGGCCCUCAUUGUGAUGAGGUGCAGAGACAGUUCCUUCUUCUCGUACCAUGACGCCAAUAUCAAGCAGACGGCCAUUAAUGCCCUGGGCGAGGCUACCAAGUCCAAUGCCUUCACAUCCGGCGGAAUUCUGUAUCCCUGUGCCACGGCCAACAGUCGGGACUUGCUCCAGAGCCAGCUGGUCAACGACAGCCGCCUCCUGUGGGCUACACUAACGCCCCACGGCACCCGGCACUUCAUCAUCGAGAACUCUCAGGAUGGGCACUACGAAUCGGUGGACUAUCGCGGCAAGUCGCACAGCCAGGUCUUCCGCGGCUACGAGAAGCACUCGCAGUCCUUUGUCAAGUCGUUUGACAACAAUGGCUUUGUUGACUACGACUACGAGGAUCCCACGCCAUUGAUGGACUCCUACCAUGACGACAUGGACUCGGGCUACCAGGAGCCGCACGAGGUGACUGGCUCCCUGAAGCGGUCGGCGAUGCGAACUGUGGAGUCGCUGAACGACACCCCGACCAGUGGCGGAUCGAGCUCAAAUUACCACUCCAGCUCCAACCAGCAGAUCGGCAACACCAAGUCCAUCAGCCGCAAGACGACGCUGUCCCGCCGCAUCAGCGAUGCCUCCUCCCAGAAUGGAACCUCCAUGUAAUUGUGCUGUCCAUUGGGUAUUGUACAUUUCCAUUGGACGGAGGCCAUUGGGACUGGAAUGUCGUCCACAUCACUAACUGCAGACAGUAGGGAUUAUGAUUACGCUUUGAACUUUUAGACUAUUUUAAAGAGUGAGGCACAAGUGUGGGCUGUUCUCGGGAGUCACAAGAGCAGUGCGUCCAGGAAAUCACGGCAUCGCGAAUUCAGGACGGCAGCUGCUGGAAUCGUUACCCAUGGAUCGCUACUACAGAAGAGCCACGCACCUGCGAUCAUCUUUCAAGCCUACUAGGGAUCGUAUCCACUGGUGUACCAUGUAUAAUACUCGUGCACAAAAUACUCGCUUGUAAACACACUACACACGUCUUUUAUAAAUAAUACCCGCAACUAUAGCUAUAUCAGAUAAUCCAACUAAAGCUGAUCGGAAAGGCCAACUAUUGUAUCUGCAUAUAGA
Molecule: messenger RNA, 1465 nt
Organism: Drosophila erecta
Lineage: Eukaryota; Metazoa; Arthropoda; Insecta; Diptera; Drosophilidae
Exons: 4
Coding region: 59-1015 (318 amino acids)
Source: RefSeq, a predicted model, not a curated record